Messenger RNA from Cuscuta campestris, 1422 nucleotides. NCBI's taxonomy places the organism in Eukaryota, Viridiplantae, Streptophyta, Magnoliopsida, Solanales, Convolvulaceae. The record is from the annotation of a GenBank genome assembly.
ACCAAGCACUCCGUAAAUAGAAGACGAGAGGAGCGAAAGAAUAAAUAAAUCCACCGUCUUAUUCAAAAGUCCUGAGCACCACCUGCCUGACGUUAUUCGAGAAGACCGCGUCACCGUGAAACCCUAACCGAGACCAUUUCAAGGUACAAAUCCGGAGAAGCUAAGCGCGGAUCAAUCUCAAGGCGACAAGGAUGUUGAGAAUCGCAGGUCGGAGGUUAUCGUCUCUGCCAUCAUGGUCCUGGAUGUCAGCUGCUCAGGCGUCUCCGUCAAUCGCAUCCCGACACCCUCUUGUCGUUUCCAGGGAUUCGUCCGAUGGAAAUCUUCCCAGAUCGGAUUCUCCUUCCAUCGGAUUUGUGUACCUCGAUCAAAUGAGAGGAUAUGCAUCUGCUUCUCUGACCCCUGCAAAAGAGGGUUCAGAUCUCCCACCAACACUGGCUGCAAUAAAGAACCCUAGCUCUAAAAUUGUCUAUGACGACUCCAAUCACGAGCGUUAUCCACCUGGCGACCCCAGCAAGCGUGCAUUUGCUUAUUUUGUCCUGACAGGUGGCAGGUUUGUUUACGCGUCACUCGUCCGCCUCUUGGUACUCAAAUUUGUCCUGAGCAUGUCUGCCAGUAAGGACGUCCUUGCCCUUGCUUCUAUUGAGGUUGACCUGUCAAGCAUUGAACCCGGGACGACUGUUACAGUCAAGUGGCGUGGGAAGCCUGUCUUCAUCAGGCGCCGGACUGAGCACGACAUCAAGACAGCAAACGCCGUUGAUGUCGGCUCUCUCCGGGACCCACAGCAAGAUAUCGAGAGGGUUAAGAAUCCUGAAUGGCUUGUUGUCAUUGGAGUCUGCACACAUUUGGGGUGCAUACCCUUGCCCAAUGCUGGAGACUUUGGUGGUUGGUUCUGCCCAUGCCACGGCUCUCACUAUGAUGUCUCUGGCAGGAUUCGCAAAGGGCCUGCCCCAUACAACCUCGAGGUACCUACCUACACUUUCUUGGAUGAGAACAAGUUGCUUAUCGGUUGAAAAGGCUGUGUGUAUGCCCACAAGGUAACGAAAGCUGAGUGGGCCUUAGAUUAUUUGAUCGUGACGAAUACUUCUCUUCAAUCUCGCGUUUCUUUCCCUGAAAAAAGGUCACUACUUUGGAUUUGCGAAAUUUUUAUUUCAUACACUAGUUUUGAACAUUGCAUGCUGUUUUGAAUAAUGCAGCUGCCCCCCCCCAAAUUGCUUAAUUCUCAAGCGGAUUUUGGAUUCAGGUUUGUAAUAAUUUGAAAUAUUUGCUAGAACAGUGAAUAAUACUUACAGAUUUCAUGUACCCCAAUAUGAUUUGUUGUGGUUUUUCUUAUUAUAUUUCCUUCCCGCGGGAGGCCGAAACAUCUGAUUGAAACAUUUUUUUGGUGGCUUUGGUAUGCCUCUUUAAAAAAGAGGGCUUGUUUUA